AAGCUUGUUAAAACUAAACAAAACUCAUUCACUUAGACUCUGAAAACAAAUUCUGAUAGAAACAACACACUUGAUGGACAUGUGAAAACAUCGAUAAAAAUCCACUUCGCGUCCGAUCGUUGCAAAAUCUGACCAAGAACAUGGUGUUUGCCGAGCUCUGGAAAAAAAUCCGGAACCGCGGCACGCCGCCCAAAUUCGAAUUACCAACCACGCACAACUGUCUGAAAAAAGUGCUGCUCCUGUCCCAAAUCGUGGGCGUAUUUCCCCUAAACCACCUGAACGAAGAACCGGAAAAACUCCACUUCACUUUCAAAUCCUGGAAAGUGUUGUACACAAGCCUCACGUCCUUCGGGUACCUCUUCUGUGCGUCGCUUUCAUUUUACAAAGCUUUCAAAAUUGGGAUUUUGCUGAACCAGCUGAGUAAGUGCAAAAAUAAAUCCAAGCAUAAACCAAGCUGUGUUUCAGUCACUCCGCUCUUUUUCUUUCAUUCGUUCAUGACUUCGGUGUUAUUCAGCCAAGUGGCGUCCCGAUGGCCCCUCUUUCUAAAUGAGUGGACAAAAAUCGAGAUCAACUUACUCAAGCAUUACCAAUCAACGACAGAUUUGCAUAAAAAAAUUCGUUACUCGGCGUUCGGAAUGAUUUUUGUCGCUUUGCUCGAGCACUGCUUCUCGAUGCUUAAUUACGUGUAUUCGUCCAAGUGUGAAAAUAAUUCAACGGGUGUAGAGCACUUUUUCAAAAAGCAGUUUCACUACAUCUUCACUUACAUGCCUUACAAUAUCGUGUUUGGAUUAUGCCUAACGUUCGUGAGCUGGACUGCGGCUUUUGUAUGGAAUUUCGGAGAUAUUUUCAUUAUUUUACUGAGUAUGAUAAUGACGGAACGGUUUCGACAAAUCAACCAACAAAUUCAAAAGAAAGCGGAGGAACUUAUUUCAACUCCUAGCCCAAACACGAAGAAUUUUAUUAAAGUAUAUCACUCGGAUUUUUCUAAAGCUGAUUACCAGUUCUGGCGACAAAUUCGCGAAGAUUACGACCAUCUGACCAACAUCGUACGUUAUCUAGACCAAAUUUUAUCCAAUUUAGUUUUGCUGUCGUAUUCUUGUAAUCUAACAUUUAUUCUGAUACAAUUAUUCAACAGUUUGCGGCAAAUGAAAUCGGCCGGUGAAAGCAUUUACUUCUUCUACUCUUUCGGUUUUGUAAUAAUGAGGAUCGUUUUUGUUUCGAUUUUUGGCGCAUUUAUUAACGAAGAAAGCCAAGCUGCUUUAUCCUAUCUUACGUCCCUUCCAACAGAGCAUUACAACGAAGAGAUUCAGCGAUUAGUUACACAAACACAUAUCGAUUCAGCUGCAUUGACCGGCCACAAUUUUUUUCGCCUUACUAAAGGCCUGGUCUUAAGUGUGGCAGCGGCUAUUAUAACUUACGAAUUGGUGUUGAUCCAGUUCAACCAAGCUACGCUCAAUAAGUACAUGCAAGCUAACGAAACAAUCUGCUUUUAAAAUACUCCUUUAAUGUAAAUUUCACCCAAAUAAAACCAUAAGUAGCAUAAUGAA
Molecule: messenger RNA, 1547 nt
Organism: Tribolium castaneum (red flour beetle)
Lineage: Eukaryota; Metazoa; Arthropoda; Insecta; Coleoptera; Tenebrionidae
Product: gustatory receptor for sugar taste 64a-like
Exons: 6
Coding region: 141-1493 (450 amino acids)
Biological process (GO): sensory perception of chemical stimulus; detection of chemical stimulus involved in sensory perception of taste
Cellular component (GO): membrane
Molecular function (GO): taste receptor activity; ATP binding
Source: RefSeq, a predicted model, not a curated record